AGCAUGGGAGCUAACUACCUCAAGGAAGCCACGAGCGAUGGCCUCGCGCUUUCUUCCAGAGACGAGAGAAGGUUCCUGAAGCACGUCCACGAUAACGUUCACGGCAACAUCUAUCUCGAUCCUAUGAUUGGCCGGAGACUGUUCGGAUUAGUUUUGGCCACAGAUUGUAUGCACGUUCAUGCAUAAGCACAUAAGCAUCGGUAUUGCUAUAGCUAUCACAUAUAUGCUCGGUUUAAUUGAAUGUAAGAGGAUGUGAGAAAAUGCUAGUGUGACUACAGUUGAGGUUCAAAUAUAAGGCAACUUAGUGAGAUUACGACAUACAUUUAUAUGUUACAGUUACACAUGUAUUAUCUAGCUCUUAUGCAGGUCUAUCUAGUAGGAAGUCUUAUGUGUUAGUCACCCAUAUCCUAACCAGUUAUUAAUACUCGCUUUCAUCUUUUUCCCCUUUCCGGUUGCAGCUCUCGUUGAAGUUUAUUGACACAGAACAAUUUCAGAGACUUCGUGAUUUGAAGCAGCUAGGAGUGUCAUACAUGGUCUACCCUGGGGCUGUGCAUUCUCGCUUUGAGCAUUCACUUGGGGUAUAUUGGCUGGCUAGUGAAGCUAUCAACAGAUUGAAGACUCAUCAAGGCCUGGAGCUUGACAUUGAUAAUUUUGACAAACAGACUGUCAAGAUUGCUGGUCUACUACAUGAUCUUGGUCAUGGACCAUUCAGCCACAUGUUUGAGCGUGAAUUUAUUCCAAGGGUUCUCCAUGGCCUGAAAUGGUCUCAUGAAGAAAUGUCUCUGAAGAUGAUAGACUAUAUUGUAGACGAGCAUAACAUCGACAUUGAGUCUGACUUUCUUAAGAAAGUGAAGGAAAUGAUAAUUGCCUCUGAGAAGGAUGAAUUUAAAAGCUCAAAAGAAAAGAAAUUCUUAUAUGACAUUGUUGCUAAUGGACGCAACGGAAUUGAUGUUGACAAAUUUGAUUACAUUGUCCGUGACUCCAGGGCUUGUGGUUUGGGCUGCAACUUUGAGUAUCAGAGAGUCUUGGAAACUAUGAGAGUGAUAGAUGAUGAGAUAUGCUAUCGUGCUAAGGAGUAUCUUACCAUUCACAAGUUAUUUGCUGCUCGAGCGGAUUUGCACCGCACUGUCUAUAUGCAUGCAAAAGUGAAGGCAGUAGAACUCAUGCUAGUCGAUGCCAUGACAAAAGCAAACGAUGCUCUUCAGAUUUCAUCCUACAUUAAUGAACCAGCUCAAUAUUGGAAGUUGGACGACACAAUAGUAAAAACAAUUGAAACUUCUACCUCCCAAGAUCUGAAGGAGUCCAGAGAUCUGAUCCUCCGUAUCCGGAGAAGGGAUCUUUACCAGUACUGCAAUGAGUAUUCAGUUCCAAAGGAAAAUCUUGAACACUUUAAAAGUGUUACUCCUCAAGAUAUAGUUUGCUCACAGAAUUCUGCUGACGCAACUCUAAAUGAGGAAGAUAUUGCAGUGAGCAAUGUCCGGAUUGAUCUUACUCGUGGAAACAAUAAUCCGUUAAAUAGGAUCAGCUUUUUCGAGGAUUAUGACAGCACCAGAAAAAUCAGUAUUUGUGAUGGUGCAAUCAGUCAUUUGCUCCCUACAUCUUAUGAAGACAUGAUUGUCAGAGUUUACACCAAGAAGCCUCACCUGGUGGAAGCUGUGGCUAAGGCCUUUGAAAACUUCCAGGUGAAGACAUACGGGGUGAAAACUCAAGUCCAUGAAACUCCCACGAAGACGAUGAAGAAGCGGUUGAGGUACCACCACUAGGUGGUCUAGACUGAAUUUUGUGCAUAUGGUAGCUGGAACACGUACAUGCAAAUACAAUCCCCCGAAGAUCAAUAUAUACACAAGUAGUUCUGAAAAGUAAUCUUUGCAUUUCAUGCAUCUUCAGUCGCUUACCUAAACAAUGUGACCCCGUGGUAAUAUUUUUGCAGAACUGAUGAAAUUACACUUGUUAGACACUGCACAUUGCUUUAGCAUUAAUGAAGAGUGCACCGUUGGUAUA
This is a messenger RNA of Salvia splendens (bonfire salvia), 2001 nucleotides long. RefSeq names its product deoxynucleoside triphosphate triphosphohydrolase SAMHD1 homolog. Gene Ontology annotation, biological process: dGTP catabolic process. Gene Ontology annotation, cellular component: nucleus. Lineage: Eukaryota; Viridiplantae; Streptophyta; Magnoliopsida; Lamiales; Lamiaceae. The transcript is spliced from 19 exons. Gene Ontology annotation, molecular function: dGTPase activity. The coding region runs from base 531 to 1763 and encodes 410 amino acids. The record is from RefSeq and is a predicted model, not a curated record.